Chara braunii is the source of this 1773-nucleotide messenger RNA. NCBI's taxonomy places the organism in Eukaryota, Viridiplantae, Streptophyta, Charophyceae, Charales, Characeae. The record is from the annotation of a GenBank genome assembly.
GCGAAGUCGGAGGCGUCGGUGGUGACAUUGAAAUGGCGAGUGGGGUCGGCAAUCUUGAGGACAGGGGCCGUGGUGAUGGUUUGCUUGAGUAAGUCGAAAGCAUGUUGGCGGAGAUCGUUCCAAUGGAAGGGUUCGUCCUUGCGGGUGAGUUCGUGGAGAGGGUACGAGAUCUCGGAAAAGUUGCGAAUGAACGGGCGGUAAUAGUUGGCAAGGCCGAGGAAGGAACGGAGUUGGAGGAGGGUCUUGGGUGGGGGGUACUCGACGAGGGCUGUGACCUUCGAGGGGUCCAUACGGAUGCCUUCAGCGGAGACAAUAUGGCCGAGGUAUUCGACGCUCGACGCGGCAAACGUACAUUUGUUGAGCUUGGCGUAGAAUUUUUGCUCUCGGAGGAUCGAGAGGACUUGGCGGAGGUGCUGAAGGUGGGACUCGAAGGUGGGGCUGAAGACAAGGAUGUCAUCAAGGUAGACGACGACACAGACUUCGAGGAGGUUGCGGAAGAUGUGGUUCAUGGUGGAUUGGAAGGUAGCGGGGGCAUUGGUGAGUCCGAAUGGCAUCACRAGGAACUCGUAGUGCCCGAACCGAGAGCGGAAGGCGGUCUUGUGGGUGUCCUCCUCGCGGAUACGGAUCUGGUGGAAGCCACUGCGAAGGUCGAUCUUCGUAAAGUACUUGGCUCCACUGAGACCAUCAAGGAGCUCGAAAAUCCGAGGUGUGGUGAACUCGUCCGAGGAGGUGAUGGAGGUGAUGUCUUCGGGGGUGAUGUGGUGGAAAAAGCGGGUGCGAGAGGUGCCGGGCGGGGGCUGGUGGUGGGGGUGGAGGAGUCGAUCGUGGUGAAGCAUGCGAGAGAGGAGGUCGGCAAGGGGCAUGUCGGGUUCGUGGGCGAGGGCGGUUGCAAGGUCUUUGUGGCAUACUCGUUUGAUGCGGGAGAUGAACGCAAAGUCGGGAAUGACGGUGUGGGGGAGGUGGUGGCGGAGGGAGCGGACAUGUUGGACGAAGCGGUCCGUGGGACCGGUGUCGGGACCGGUGGGUCCCGAGAUAAUGUGCUGGAUGCGCCGGAUGAGGGAGGAGGUGGAGGGAACGGAACGGUGGUGGAGGUUGAAGGGUUGGUGGAUGUGGUGGUAGAGGUGGUAGGAGUGGAGGAGGUCGGCGGGGGGGUGUUGCUGGAGGCGGCUGUGGAGGAGGGAGUGGUUUGCGCUGUGGAAGAUGGAGUGGUUUGUGCUGUGGAGGAGGGAGUGGUUUGCGCUGUGGAGGAGGGAGUGGUUUGCGCUAUGGAGGAGGGAGUGGUUUGCGCAGUGGUGACGACCGUGAUGGAGGGGAUGGUCCCUUCGAUCGUGGUGACGCGGUCGCAUAUGGACGACAUGUUGGCCUUUAUGUCGUUGAGAGAGGCGAUGACGGAGGUUCGGAGGGUGUUGAGUGCGUGGAGGAUGGCGGAGAGGUCGGGGGUGGCGGUGUUUGCUGGUGGUUGUUCGCCUGCGAGGUUGCGGGCGAUGCUAUCGACUGAGUCGGUGCGGAUGUCAGACAUGUUGAUGGAGGAUGCGGCCAUGUCGGCGGAAGAGGGGGUAGAGGACGUGGCCUGAACGGGUGUGGAGGAUGCAACAGCAGCAGUGGCGGCGGCAGCAGCGGCGGCGGCGGCAGCAGCGGCGGUGGCGGCAGCAGCGGCGGUGGCAGCGGCGGCACGUUGGGAGUUCUUGGUUUGGCGUGGUGGCAUGUGGAGGUGGAGGGGGCAAUCCCUUAUUUAUUUAUCAAUAAAUUCACAAAUAAAGAUAAUCGCCAAGA